This is a messenger RNA of Apis laboriosa (Himalayan honeybee), 354 nucleotides long. RefSeq lists its product as uncharacterized. The transcript has 3 exons. Bases 1 to 354 code for a protein of 117 amino acids. Lineage: Eukaryota; Metazoa; Arthropoda; Insecta; Hymenoptera; Apidae. The record is from RefSeq and is a predicted model, not a curated record.
AUGCCUUUUUUAAAGACCAUUUUACUGUUGACUAUCGUUGGUUUGCUGAACUUAUCGACAGUCGCACCAGACAGCGCAGGAAUCGUAGAAAUGGUGAAUGGAUUGGCGUAUGGUGGUAUUCCCUACGGAAGUAUAACUGGCAUGGUAGCAAAGUAUCCAGGAUACUUGGGGCAACAAUUUAAUUCUCUUCAGGCGCGACAAUUAAACGGAUUCAAAAGUGUACAACCAGUGGUCAUCACUCCAAAUUUUAGGGCAACAAGAUUAGCGGGAGUGCAUCCACCCGUGCAAAUUUACAACGUUCCGAGUGUUGUUGCACCUGGUGUUGUGGGCACGAUCAGCCACAUAGGAUAUUAA